Halichondria panicea is the source of this 10274-nucleotide messenger RNA. RefSeq lists its product as uncharacterized. Bases 355 to 1278 code for a protein of 307 amino acids. The transcript is spliced from 2 exons. The record is from RefSeq and is a predicted model, not a curated record. NCBI's taxonomy places the organism in Eukaryota, Metazoa, Porifera, Demospongiae, Suberitida, Halichondriidae.
GCAGCACGUUGAGACCAAUCUUACUGGACAAUAAUACUUGUAACCCCUCAUGCACGACAGGAAAGGGAGGAGCUUAAUUUAAUGUGUCUAUACUGGCUGUUGGAUUGUAGCUAUGUUACAUUCCUAGACUCUAAUUCAGACCCGCAGAGGAGGUUUGGUAGUGCACGCUAAGUUCUAAUAAAUUAUUCGUAUCAAGGGUAUAAAGUCAAUGGAUUGCACACUUGUUUUUAGGGCGUCUGUAAACGUUUGUGUUUGGGCUAAAUCAAUUUAUAGAUAGUUUAAACUAUUGCUCCAGUAUACAUUCCUAUAUGUAUAUGUGCAUGGAAUCUCCAUUGUUUAUCAUGCUAGAAUAAAAUGGCUGAAGAUACGUUUAGAGCUCGGAUUAAUGCUGAAAUCAAAAAGAAAGUGAAGCCCACUGUCAAAGUCGUGGCCAGAGAAAAAUUUAACUCAUGUCACAUUGACAGAGAUGACUUGCAGACAUUCCUCGAUGCUAUUAGUGUGACAAGAAUUGAGCCUGUCGCCCCAUCACGUGUACACCAGGGUCAAAAACAUGUUGAGACAAAUCUAACUGGUCAAGAAUACUUGUUUCCAGGCAACCCCUCACGACAGAAAGAGAAAAAGUUUAAGGCGAGCACAGGAGCACAUUCAAACUUAACUCACCCAGUGGUAGGUGCUAGAGCUAAAGGUAAAGCCAGUUGGACUGCAAAUGAACAGCUUCAAGAGCAACCAAUAACUAUUUCACAUAUAUCCCAAAGGACACUUGAUCGAAAGUCCGUACAUCACGUUUAUAAGCUUCAUCUAACGGUUCAAGCCGACUCUGAGAUUCGAGUGUAUUGUACUAAGCCACUUGUGAUUGGUGCAUCAACUGUUGGUAUUCUUGGUGCCCUCGGAGGUACUGCUGGAGGGAUAGCUGCAGGGGCUGCGGUUGGAUCGAUUGUGCCGGUGGCAGGGACGAUUGUGGGUGGAAUUGUUGGCGGUAUUUUGGGUGCUGUGGGUGGUCUUAUUGUAGGCAGCUCUGCUGGAGCGGGAGCAGGUGUGGGCUUUGGAGCUGUCCAUAGUAGCAGAACAUACAAGAUGAUGCAAGCUAGCGAAGUUUUCAAAAAGAUGCAGGGUUCGCCAGGCAACAAAAGCACCAGUGCUUUGCAGUGUACUAUUGUUGCUAACUUUGUUGACCCUUUAGAGGAACGUGCAUUAACACCUGCUACAAAAAAAAAAAAAAACUUUUGUGCAAUUUUACGCUGCUGGUAUAUAAUAGUUAUAUCAGGGCUAUUGAGUUAGCAUGCUAGUAUUUUGUGAGAUGUUAAAAUUCUGCUUCUGCAAAUAAACUAACUCUGUAUAUGUGGUUAUUUAGUGUAUAGUAAAUUUAAUGUGUGCUGUUGGAUUAAAUGUUCAUUAAUUAUUAUAUUGUUUACAUUCCUAUAGACUCCGCACUUUUUUGUAUUGCUACUGGGCAUGGGAAGCAUAUAUGGUAUAGCGGAAGGUAUAAACUUUCGCGGAAUAGCAGCCUUUUUGCAGCAUGCAUGCAUGCGAUAUUAAAUUCAUGGCCACGGAACGCUUCCCGAAUUCAGCGUUGGUAGUUACCUCAAUAAUUAUGUUAUUGUGAUAUUGCUAGGAUUAGACUGGUAAGCCAGUAGAAUUUUAACCGUGAUCAAGUAAAUAAUUUAGCUAGUUGUGUGUCAUAGUUACCUCAAUGCUAUUACAGUUAGAACAGUGUAUAAUUAUAGAUGUUCUGUAUUUUAUAACUCUGUGGGUGGUUAUACAGCGUAUAUAGGGUGCUGUGAUUAGAGAUGCUGUAUUGUUACCAUGGAGUUUUUUGUAGUUGUAAUAACGACCAUCAGAUAUGUACAUGCUAACUCCAUAGAAAACCUUCUUGGGGCAUGUGCUAUUGUUAUACUAACGUUGUUUGUUUGGCUUACAUGCAUAUGUGAGAUUGAUAAUUCUACUGGCGUGCAAAUAAAUGUUGUCAUAAUUAUAAUGAUUGAGUUUGUCAUUCUCCUAUUAUAAUAUGAAUAGCUAUUGAGCUACUACCGUAUAUACGUACAUUUGUUGGGGCAUGGGAGUAGCUAUAGCCUACAAGUAAUGCCCUAAGGGACUUGAGAUUUCAAGGAAUUUAAUCACGCAGGCAUACAUUCAUCUAUUAAUUGUGUCUAUAUCUCUAUUGAAAAGUACUUGCUACCUAUAAGCUACCUCACCUUGGAUACAACUAGCUAACAGUCUCAAAAACUAUUGAAAACGAACAAAAAGCUUGUGCGUAUAUAUAGCUUGAAGCCAGUGCUAAGCUUUUAGCUCUGCGCACUAACUUGUUAAUGAUAAUACAUAGGUAUAAUUAUGAUGAUAAUCACCUUAAUAAGUGUGUGUGCGUGUGACAGAAUGGAGUAGCAGGAUUGUUAAAAUACUACGGUGAGCAAAUAGAUUUUGUAACUGAGUGUGUCAUUACAUAUUUAGUGUGGUGAUAAUCACCUUAAUAAGUGUUUGUGCGUGUAACAGAAUGGAGUAAAGAUUGUUAAAAUACUACUGUGUGUAAAUAUUGGAACUGAGUGUGUCAUUACAUAUCUAGUGUGGUACCUUUAACGUGCACGUGUUGGGUUGUGUCUAUAAUUAUGUUAAUGUGCUUACAUCUACAAAUUCCUGCACUUAAUGUGUUGGCAGGAAGUGGAUGUGUUCUUUCACUAUUACUAGCUAUAUACGUAUCUGUGUUCACUUUAGGCUACAAUUAAGGAACUCUACGUUAGAUAUCUGUUAAGAACUGAGCUGUUGCUACUGUUGAAACAUUCAGUUGUGUUUAUAAAAUGUCUAAUCCUGAAGCGGAUAUUAAAGCUCACAUCAAACCCAAGAUACGAGCAUCUCUUGAGACAGUUGCAAAAGAGAAGCAUCCUACUGGAUUCGAAAUAUUAGAUGAAUUCGAGGAGCUCAUGGAAAUCAUCACGAUUGAGAGGAUAAGAUCUAAUAAGAACUGUUCCUCAUCCUUAUCAAUGCCUAACUCCCCUCUACACGCUCACAGAGUUUGUAUUAGCGUUCAAGCCGAUUUCAAAAUUCGUAUAUAUCCCCUGCUUCCAGCCGGAGUAGGAGCGACUGUUGGAGGUACUGUUGGUACUGUCGGAGGUACUGUCGGAGGGAUAGCUGCAGGGGCUGCGAUUGGCUCCAUUGUUCCGGUGGCGGGGAACAUCAUCGGUGGAAUUAUUGGUGGGAUUGUCGGUAGUUUAAGUGGUUUUGGUUUUGGCGCGGGUGUUGGAGGUGGAACAGGUGCUGCAGUUGGAUUAGUUCGUGUUACCACUGUUUGCGCUUCUGACAUUUUUCUGAAGUUAGAAGAGUAUUCGAUGGACAAGAACCACAACAUUUGUCGCUGUGUAUUGACCGCACCCACCAAGUGCCCAAGUGGCGACGAGGAACCUGACAAUUCGGGACCAUAAAAAUAAUUAUGUUGCAGAAUGAUUGUGUUGUUUUCGAAUGCCUCAAGUAUAGUUGUAAGUUAGCACUCAUAUAAUAACGUGAACACUAUAGAAGAGUAGGAUUGUCUCAGCAAGUGCUGUGCAAAAGCUUCCCGAUUUCAACUGUGAUCAAACAAACAAUUUAGCUAGCUGUGUUGUCGUAGUUACUUCAAUAAGUUCUUGUGCUAUAGAACAGUGUAUAAUUAUAGAACAUCUAUAAUUAUGUGGGUGCAUGGUUAUAUAGCAUAUAGGGUAGUGUGAUUAGAGAUGCUGUAUUCUGUGUAUAGGUGUGAUGCUGUUACCAUAGAGUUUUUUGUAGUUGUAAUAACGACAUCAGAUAUGUACAUGCUAACUCCAUAGAAAACCUUCUUGGGGCAUGUGCUAUUGUUAUACUAACAUUGUUUGCAGAGAACCAUGCAUGCGCCUUCUAUCAAGGCUCUUGGUCUGCUAACCAGUAUGCGCCUAUUUGUUGAUGUGCGCUUGACCAGAUUAUACGUUAUGUACUUACUGUUGUUGGGGCAUGUGAGUAGUGAUAAUGGUGAUUGUGUGGUAGCUAGCUAAAAUUAAUUAUGUUCAUUGGGUAGAUAGCCUAUAUAAGUAAUGCCCUAAGGGACUUGAGAUUUCAGGGAAUUCAUUCAUACAUCAUCUAUUAAUUGUGCCUACCCUCUAUAUUGUAAAGAGCCAUGCAGGUUAAUAGGCUUCAAAGUCUCCAUAGCAGCUUGUAGUUUCAUAGCAUGUGUUAGCAUUUGUACUGUGUUAUAUAAUUAUUAAGUUUCAGUGAGAUUGUUAAAGUUCUUCACGUGUGCAAACAAAAUAAUUUUUUUGACUCUGUGUAAUUAUUUAGCAGGUCAUAAUUUAUACCAUAAUCGCAUGUUGUCCUAUUAUUCACUGUGAUUCGUACAGUGAUUAAUCGCGUAUCAGUAAUUGCACGUCGUCAAGGCAGUAAUUGCACGUUGUCAUUAACGACGUGCAAUUACUGCCUUGACGACCGCACGUUCGAAUAACGGCCGCGGUUAAUCUUUUUACUGAAACUGUAGCUAAAACCUUAAAACUGCAUCACAAACGAUUAACAAUCAAUAGUAUGGCUACUCGAGUAACAAGCACUGGCAAGGUUAAUAGCACUACUAAUUAUAUUAUAUCCCAUGCAUGCAGGGUCUUUUCCAAAACUAGGAAAUUAUGGCCCAUUCCAAAUUUGAUACCAUCUAAAAGAGCUCCUUCUAAGCGAUCAUAAAAUCGUUGAAUUUGACUUUAGACACUAGUUGAUAAGAUCUACAUGGGAAGUACAUGGGAAAAGUGCCGCAGAGCAGGUAUACUAUGUAACUUACUUAGUGUAUACCUAGUAUUCCGUUGUCAAGUAAUUGUAUUGUAGUCAAGCCUCGAGGGCAAGGUUUAAAUGAGUUAGACACUGUUUUGUCAGUGUCCAUGUGAUUUAUAGUACUUUUGUAUAAUCUGUUGGAUUGUGGCUAUAUUAUUAUGCUGUUUACUACAGAGUCAGGUGGCUGGCUAUAACCAUCAGAUUAAUUAUAGUUUCAGUAUUUCUUCUUAAUGUGGAAUCUCCAUAAUAUUAUACUGCUGUUGGGUUGUAGCUAUGACAUUCCUAGACUCUGCACUUUUAGGGGGAGCGCUAUUAAUUACAGCAGCAGGAAGUAGAUAUGAGUGUAUGUUUACAAGCUACGUAUAUAUAUAUGUGUACUGUCUUAGAAACUCCACAGUUAGAGAACUAGCCCAGAACUACACUGUUGCCUGCCACUGCAUGUUGGACAUCUUUAGCCUUGUUUACAAAUGUCUGACCUUGAAGAGAACGUUAAAGCUCGCAUCCAACCCAAGAUACGUGCAGCUCUAGAGACAUCUGCUAAAGAAAGGCAUCCUAAUGGAUUUAGGAUAGACAAAGAUGACUUAAAGAGGCUCAUGAAAAACAUCACGAUUGAGAGGAUAAUAUCUAAUGACAACUGUAAACCAAACGCCCUCCCACACGCACACAAAGUGUGUGUCAGUGUUCAGGCGGACUUCCAAAUUCGUGUAUAUUCUUCAAUUCUGGUCAAGAAAGGAGCAGCUAUUGGGUGUUGUGCUGGUGCAACUAUUGGUAUUUUCGGAGGUACCGUUGGAGGGACCGGUUCAGGAGCAUUUUUUGGAUUGGUGGUCUUAGCAUCGUAUAGGGUAUUAUUUGGACUUAUUGGUGGGGUUGUCGGUGGCAUAGGUGGUGUUAUUGUUGGCAGUGGUUUUGGAGCUUAUAUUGGUGCGUAUGCAGGGGCGGUUAAUGGAGCAGCUGAUAGUAGCAUGGUUUGUGCUUCGCAAGUUUUGGUGAACUUUGACGAGUAUUCGAGUGACAGUAACACUUGUCACUGUGUACUGACCGCACCCACCCAGUGCCCAAGUGGCGACGAGGGACCUGACAACGAGGUUCAGAACGAUACUAGCACAGAACUCUAAAUGUUAAAUGUUGAAUGAUUUUGUUAUUAUGGCAAUAAUGAUAUUUGUAAUUGUCCUACCCAAAUAAAUAAAACUAUUAUAUUCACCUUGAUAAGUUAAUAUCUGGAUUAGACAGGUAUGCCGCGCCAAUACAUGUUCUGUAGCGGUUGUAAUGUGUGUAUGUGAUGCCACCAUAAUUAUGUAUUUACUUUUCUAACUUCCUGGAAACCGCGGUAUUCUUUAUUGUGGUAUUCAUAGACAUUCCUCAUGUAGAAUCUCCAUUGGUUAUCCUCAGGUGCAUUAAGGACUGGGACCAACAUAAAAAAGACAUUUAUAAGAGGCACUUCAACCUGCUGCUGUUUACUGUGUAUAUUAAUCUGUGCAAAACUUUUAUGAUGAAAUGAAACACUGGCUUCCAUUCUCUAGGAAAAUAUUAAAAUGAAGCCCCGCCCACUAAUUGAUCAGUGGGGGUGGUCCGUUUUGUCGAAGCACUAUUUCACUUUUCUAUUGAAAAAUCGGCGUUUAAACACUAAGUCUACUAGCUAUUGCUGCUGCUCAUUAUACUUAGUUCUAUCUAAGCUAACAACUCACUCUAGCGCUUAGCCCUCCUGGUCUUUGCAAGGGAGAAAUAACAGAAAGUUGUUUGAUGUAGCAGUCUCAUCUUGGAUAGUAGGCUUCCCAGGGACAUGGUCAACAAUUUUUUGACAAAGUACAGGGAUAAAUCAGCUAAGGAAGGUUUAUGGAAGUCAUCUAUUGCCUCGCAAGCUUUACUAGAGGGUGUUUUAAACGCCGACUAAGUCACUUCUCUAAACUAGCUGAAUAAUAAUCAAGCUGGCGCUGUGCUAAUGCCUCUCGCCAUGUUUUUGCUUUCGCUGAAAAGUAUUAGAGUGUUAUAUUAGUUUCUAUAAUGAAUAUUAAAGUUAGCUUAUCUAUAUAAAGUCACUGAGAAGAAAAGACUUAUUUACAUGCAUCUAUUGCUGUAUUAUGUGGCUUACCAGGACCUCAAGAAAGAAGAAAAUUGAUUCUUCCAGGAUCUAUGUAGUUCAGUGUAUAUAAUAUCUAAGAAGAAAAGACCUGUGUACAUGCAUAUUGUUAUCUAUAUUGUUAUAUGGUGGCUUACCAGGCCUUCAAGACAAAGAUGAUUCUGCCAGGAGGAUCUGGAUCUGGAUCUUGGAUAUUAUUUCUCACACAUGGGGAAUGAGCGCGCAUGCGCAUUACAUCCACAGGAAUAAUUAAAGGGUGUGUCCAAAGAGAUCAAUUUUCACAAAUGGCUACUGCAUGCUAGCUAGCUGUUUUAACAGAUAUUUUCUGAGUAUUGUAGCUAACAAAAAGCUAGCGCUUUAGUGCAAGGCCAACUCAUAUGUUGAAUAGAAAGUUUGUGCGGACAGAUGAUGCUAUGAAAGAUUCUGAAGAGACUGCAACAGCCUUCAAUUCAGCUUUACCGUAUCCCUCGUGCGGCUACGCCUCGAGGCAUAAUUACUGCAAAAUGAAAAGGGAGUUGUAUGUUGAAGUAAUGAACGCGUGGGCGGAACCAUGGCGACCGUGUGGGCGGGGCUUAUAAUUUGCAAAUUCAGCAAUAAUUGAAGGUCCCAGUCCUUAGUGCACCUGAGUCAUGAGUUCCUCGAGUCAUUCUAAGUAUAGAACAAAAUGGCUGAAAAUGAGAUUACAGCUGAAAUCAGAAAGAAAGUGCAGGCUGCUGUUGAAGCUCUGGCCAAAGAAAAGUUUAAUGAGUCAUCUCACAUUGACAGAGCUGACUUACAGACUUUCCUCGAUGCUAUUAGUGUGAUAAGAAUUGAGCCUGUCGCCCCAUCUUGUGUACUCGAGGGUCAACAACUCGUUGAGACCAAUCGUACAGAGCGAGAAUACUUGUUUCCAGGCAACCCCUCAUUGCAGAGAAAACGGGAGAGUAAUGCUAAUGCAAGUGGACAUUUAAACUUAGUUCACCCACCGUUAACUGGUGCAGUUGAAGGUAGUGUCAGUUUCACUGCAAAGGAACAGCUUGACGAGCAACCAAGACCUAUUCCACCUAAUGCCCAAAGAACACAUGAGCAAAAUACCUCAACUCACAUUUAUAAGCUGUAUCUAACUGUUCAAGCCGACUGUCUGGUUCGUGUGUACGGUAGUAAGCCACUUGUGAUUGGUGCUUCAACUGGAGGUGGUGUUGGAGCUGUUGCUGGCACUGCCACAGGGAUUGCUGGAGGGAUAACUGUGGGAGCUUUGGCUGGUUCCGUUGUCCCUGUAGCGGGUACGAUUGUGGGCGGAAUUAUCGGUGGUGUUGUCGGUGCUGUGAGUGGUCUUGUUGUGGGUGCCAGUGCUGGAGUUGGAUCAGGUGUUAGCGUUGGAGCUGUCCAUAGCAAGAGAACGUACAAGAUGAUUCAAGCUCGCGAAGUUUUCAAAAAGUUAGAGAAUUUCUCAAUUGACGGAGCCAAUGCCUGUCAGUGUACUAUUGUCGCUAACACUCUUAGCUCUUUGGAUCACCAUAUCUUAGAACCUGCUACAUGAUUAACUUUGUAUUCUCCUGAAUAAAUUGUUGUGUUAGCUAUUGAGCUGCUACCAUAAUUACAUUUGUUUGGGCAGGGUGUAGUGAUGAUGACAAUCAUGUGGUAUAUACAGCUUUAGCUAAUUAUGCUCAUUGAGAAGAUAGCCUACAAGUAAUGCCCUAAGGGGCUUGAGAUUUCAGGGAAUUCAUUCAGACUCAGACAUGCAUUCAUCUGUUGUUAUAAUACAGCCAGGUUAAUGGGCCCGCUAGGUCUCCAAUGGCUACCCUCUAUAAUACAGCCAUGCCCUCAAGAUCCAGCUUGUGUUUUCAUAGCAUGUGUUUAUUAGUAUUUCCUGCUAAUACAGUAUUUUUUUAGUCUACUUAUAAUUAUUUGUAACUCUAUGUGACCAUGUGAUUAUGUUUGGUGUAUGUGGUAUAUGUAGCCUUAAAAUAGAGCAUCUUUGAACGGCCAUAACAUUAGUUUCAUUGGUCUAAUAACGUUAAUUAAGUAGAGGCCUUUUAGAUAAUGUGUUAAAAUGAACAGUCUAGUUUGGGCCUGUUUUUCAAAAUACCAUGGGCUAUUUAUAGCUCAUCGUCUUUUCCCGAAAGUAGGAAAGUAUGGCUCGUUCCAAAUUUGAGGUUUGAGCAUACUAUCUAAAAAAGCUCUUUCUAAGCUUUCAGAAAAAUCGUUGAAUAUGGACCAUCGGAACUUUAGUUACAAAGCUGACUCUAGUACUUUCAGAACGAAGGGGAACUGCAUGUACGUACCAUGCAUGUGUGUAUGCUGUUGGAUGUGGCUAUUUUAUAGAUAUUGUUUACAUUCUUAAACUCUGCACUUUUAUGUACUGUUACUGGGAAGCAUAUACAUUACAAUAACAGGAAGUGGAUGCAUGUGUUUGUAUGCUUGCACUGUUACUAGCUACGUAUAUAUAUCUGUGUGUAUACUCUACAAGCAAGAAACUCCACAGUUAGAGAACUAGUCUAGAACUGCUACUAUUGGGACAUCUUUACAAAAUGUCUGAUCCUGAAGAGAUCAUUAAAGCUCGCAUCAAGCCCAAGAUACGAGCAGCUCUAGAGACAGCUGCAAGAGAGAUGCAUCCUAAUGGAUUCCGCAUAGACAAAGACAAUUUUGAGAGGCUUAUGGAAAUUAUCACGAUUGAGAGGAUAUUACCUAACGACAGCUGUAAACCAAACUCCCCCCCACACGCACACAGAGUGUGUAUCAGUGUUCAGGCAGACUUUCAAAUUUGUGUGUAUCUCGCACUCCCUGUCAAGAAAGGAGCUGCCCUUGCAGGAGAUGUUGUCACGGUGGCUGGUGCUACCGGAGGUACCGCUGGAGGGAUAGCUGCGGGGGCUCUGAUUGGCUCCGUUGUGCCAGGGGCGGGGACUCUAGUAGGCGGACUUAUCGGUGGGAUUGUCGGUGGCAUUGGUGGUCUGUUUGCCGGUGGAAAUAUUGCGGCAGAAUCUAAAGCGGAAGAAGAAGAAGCUAACGACAAACAUGACGUUGUUCGCACUACUGAAGUUUUUAAGAAGUUGGAAGAAUUUUCGAGCGACAAGAACAACAACACGUGUAGCUGUAUGGUGACUGCACACAUGCAGUGCCCCGGUAUUGUUGACAAGGGAAACCCCCCUGAGGAUGUCGUUGAUAAGGGAAACCACCCUGAGGACCACCAAUCUGACAAUGAUAAAACAGAGUGAUAAAUAAUCUGCAUGAAUGGUAGUAUAUAGAUAACUUACCGCUUGAGCUAGACUGAUUUGUUUCAGAAGUUACUGUGUAUAACCAUUCUCAUACGAAAACUCUAAUGCUGAAUGAUAUUGUGUUGUUCUCAUUUGCCUCAUUAACUUUGUAAUAAUUAUUCUGAAUUAUUGAUUUUGUUAGAAUACUUAUGCUUCAUGUUUUGAGCAAAAGAUCAAACACAUGUGUAAAGCAUCUAACAUUCUUAUUAUUGACUUUUUAA